UAGCAUAAUCCCCAUAAUCCCAUUAAUCUUUUAAUCUCACCUUAUCCCCCUAGAACACCCAUCCACCGCUCAUGAAACAUCUUAAAACUUAAAAAUAGCCACAACCCCCACCGCCGCACAGGCGGGCACAGUCUAAUUUCUCACCCGAAGGAUGACAUGCCUGCCAUUCAAUCUCACCACCUCAAAAAAAAAUUGGCCAUAGCGGAGGUAAUGUAAUAUAGUAUAAUAUAAUAUAAAUCCCCUCUCCCCAUUUACCAAGUUCUCCGUUUUCCUCUAACGCAUGCACAUAUAACGGCCUUGCAUUAAACCACCACCACAAUACCCGCGCGCCUCCACCACCACGGCACCACCCGACCAUGGCGCCAACCGCCCACUUCCUACCCGCCACAACCACCGCCCUCCUCCUCCUCCUCUCCGCCGCCCUCCCCGCCCACGCCCGCAGCGGAACCCACACCACCGCCCCCGCCGCCACUCUCCCCCUCUACCCAGCAUUCAUCCACCUCCCCACUCCCCCCGCGGUACUCGACGCGACCCUCCUCUCCGCCGCGCCCGCUGUGACCGGUACAUCCGGCGUCUUCGAAUGGUCUAUCGAUUGUCCCUCCGAUGAGAACGAUGAUAACGAUGCGUGUCGCCAUCUCAGUGUGUUUCCCGCGCAGUUGUGGCAUACCCAGAAUGGGGGGUGGAGGGGGAAGAUGACGGGGGAGAAGGGAAUUACGACGGUUUGGAGUUGUGAUUUAUCCGGUGCGGAGGAGACGGGGGGCCCGCAUUGCGUGGAUGUUAUAUCGACGAAAGGAGGGAAAGCAGUAACAACCACAGCGCAACUAGGCUGCCACGAUGAUAGACAACUCGUCCCUCUUCGGAUUAGCGAGGGGGCGGAGAAGUUUCCGGAGGGGUGGGAGGGCGUGUUGAUGGGGGAAUUGAAUGCGCAGUAUGGAGGCGGCCUAGAGGAGACGGGGUGUGCGAGGACGUGGACGAUGCAGAGUGGUGCGCCGAUUGUGACGAGGAAUGUGACGUCGACUGCGCCGGUGGCGACGAGGGCAACGACGACGAGUGUGGUGGGGACGGGGACGAGUGUGGUGGAUGCGGUGGCUAGUCAGACGGGGGAGGGAAAGGGGGUGAGGAGCGGGGUUAGUGGGCGGUUGGCUGCUGUUGGGGCGGUGGCGGCGGUGUGGUUUGGUGCUUGGUGA
This is a messenger RNA of Pseudogymnoascus verrucosus, 1187 nucleotides long. RefSeq lists its product as uncharacterized. The record is from RefSeq and is a predicted model, not a curated record. NCBI's taxonomy places the organism in Eukaryota, Fungi, Ascomycota, Leotiomycetes, Thelebolales, Thelebolaceae. Bases 357 to 1187 code for a protein of 276 amino acids. The transcript has a single exon.